AUGACCUUCUGUGUUUGGUGUGCAGGAGCCAAGUGGGUGGGCGGCGGCGGUGCGAGCGCCUUCAGCGCGGCGCAGGCGCAGCCGCCGGCGGAGACGCUGCGCCGGUACCUGCUGGCCGGCGUGGCCUGGCGCUGCCUCGCCCUGCUCAGCCUGCUCGGAGUGGAGGUAGCCGCUCCGCCCCCUUUCAUCCACAACUCUAUCGCCGUGCAAAACUUUUCC
This is a messenger RNA of Iphiclides podalirius (scarce swallowtail), 219 nucleotides long. Lineage: Eukaryota; Metazoa; Arthropoda; Insecta; Lepidoptera; Papilionidae. The record is from the annotation of a GenBank genome assembly.